AUGGGAAGACUGCUCCUUUCUUCUAGCCAGGUUGGCGUUAUCCUGUCGGCAACAAUUGUUCUUCUCUUCACACUUGCACUCUUCCUUUCCGGUUGGGUGUUACAACAACGAUACGUACACUCUCUGCAGGCGGCCAUAAAACCACGGUUACCCAAGCCUUUACCGCCUCCGAAACCGAUAGAACCCCCGACAUUAGAUGCGAAAUGGGCGAGACCAAUAGGCAGCCGGCCAGAGGUGGACGAUACCUAUGCUCAAUAUAUCGCAGGCCAGACAAUGGACUGGAGCAGGCUGGGCUACGUGCAAGUCGUGAGGGAACACGUAGAACUAUGCAGUGCAGUAAUGCUCCUCUCCGACUUGCACAGAAUGAAGAGCCCCGCGAAGAAGAUAUUGAUGUUUCCGAAACCUUGGCUUGUGGAGUCAGAAGAUGAAAAAUAUGGACCGCAAAUGUCGACCACACGGCGUUUGCUGAGGACAGCGGCGAGGCGGUAUGGCGUCACUUUGAUGCCGAUGGAACCUAUAGUGGAAGGCGCAGAUGACACACUCCCCUCGUCCUAUUCGCUAGCAAGUCUAUAUUCACUGGUAGACUACGAGCGCAUACUCUACCUCCAAGGCCCAGGCGUACUUCUCGAUGCAUCGGCUUUGGACUCAUUGCUGGCUUUCUCCAAGUCGGAGCCCAUGGCCGCGUACCCCGCCACACCAGAACGAACAGACCUGUCGACAUCGCUUCUGAUGAUACAUCCAUCGCAGCAGAGCUUCAAUCAGCUGAGAGCAAUGCGCGCGUCGAAGCCGACAUCUGAUCUGAACAUGUUCCGGAAGACAUUUACGGUUCCAGACUCUUUGAUUUCAGAGUGGUCAUUGUCAAUGGGCAACGUCGUCUAUGAGUCGCAGAAUCUGCGCAACGUUGUCGACGAUUUCAAUGCGACGGCAUUCGAAAAGAUGACAACGUUUGUGAGACUGUCGGAUCCCGAGAUACCAGGACCGGAGUACGACGUCCCAUACUCGGAACGCGCUAAGCUACGACCGCAGAACGAACAAGCACAAGAAGCAUGGAGCAAACUCUACGAACGAUUCCGGCAGCGACGCAUGGAAGUGUGCGGCCUUGAUCUGGAGACGUACCAGCCGAUCAUGGUCUCUGGUGGGGCUGAUGAAACGAGCGUGGUGGCUGAUGAAUUAUGA
Messenger RNA from Alternaria burnsii, 1176 nucleotides. Its product is annotated as glycosyltransferase family 8 protein. The record is from RefSeq and is a predicted model, not a curated record. The coding region runs from base 1 to 1176 and encodes 391 amino acids. Lineage: Eukaryota; Fungi; Ascomycota; Dothideomycetes; Pleosporales; Pleosporaceae. The transcript has 3 exons.